AUGGAGGGGGAUGUUGUAGAGAUGGGGCAAACAGUUGAGAUUCUAAACGAGUCAUUCUCUAUAGGACUGAAUAGGCCUUCAGUGAUUGUGCUAAAGGAUGAGAGUGAAGGAAAGAUAAAGGAUCGGGCAGCAAGCGUGAUCUUUGAGAGGCCAAGUCUCACAAUGAAUAAACACAUCAAGCCUUUGUACAUCACGAGUUGUCUUGAUGGGAUGCCGAUCAAUCGUUUUUUGGUGGACAAUGGGUUAACAACCAAUCUCAUUCCUAGAUUUAUGAUGCAGAAGCUUGGGAAGACAGAUCAAGACCUAGUCUCAUGCACUUCAACCUUGACUGAUUUAACUGGAAAGGAGACAACUUGUCAUGGUAUUUUGAUCAUGAAUUUAACUGUGGGGUCCAAGACCUUAACAACACAUUUCUUUGUUGUUAAUUCACAUUCUUCCUUCAACGUUCUAUUGGGGAGAGAUUGGAUUCACUCAUAUUUAGCAGUUCUCUCAACCCUUCACUAA
Molecule: messenger RNA, 504 nt
Organism: Rhododendron vialii
Lineage: Eukaryota; Viridiplantae; Streptophyta; Magnoliopsida; Ericales; Ericaceae
Exons: 1
Coding region: 1-504 (167 amino acids)
Source: RefSeq, a predicted model, not a curated record